AUGCCAGAACAAAUCGUUCACUCGUUCAUUGCUGUUCUUAUGAAAUCCCCCAUGAGCAGGUGGACAUAUAAUUCACUACCGAGAGCUCACUUCACUCUGGCUUAUAUAAAGUACCACCCAAACCUACCCGCUAUAAUAUUGCGGACGUCCUUCUUAGUCACGGUUAGGGUCGUGUUAACUUGUCUUUCAAAGGUGUGGUGGUCUUCCGCUCCACCGAAAGCUCGCCGGUCUCAGUUCAGCCAACCUGCCUCUACCGCUAUUUCUCUUGUGGUUUUAUCGCUGGUGCUAAGACCUCCAACUACCCAGCUGAUCCUACUGCGUUUGCAUGGAAUUCGCUUUUUCCAGCCCCCAGCCAUCCAGGGCGUCCCAUUAUACUGUUACCACGCAUCUCGCUCUGUCUGUAACGCCUUCAUCUCAGCCGCUCCAUUCUCCGGAACCAUAAUGCUAGUUUUUGAAACAGACCCCAAAGACCACACUAAUUCACUAGCGGAAUAUCUUCGUAGCUCAUUAUGGCUAUCCUUCGCCAUCCUCACCUCGUUCCAGAGCUACAGCGAUGAAGGGUCGAGAUCCUUCAUUCUCCUAAACCCCCUGUUACUAUCGACUCCUUGGAUGAAGUUGAGCGUGCCAAAGCCCAAGGGUAGUUUGGUUGGAAAAAUCCCACUAUGUCCUGAUUUAGCGAAAAGGCAAGAUGCGAAGCGGAUAUAUGUGCUGGAUAAUUCCUACCGCGACGCUCAUGCUGAUGUAGAGAGGACUACUGAGUACCUUGGUAUUGCAUCCGAUACAUAG
This is a messenger RNA of Lindgomyces ingoldianus, 786 nucleotides long. RefSeq lists its product as uncharacterized. The record is from RefSeq and is a predicted model, not a curated record. The coding region runs from base 1 to 786 and encodes 261 amino acids. Lineage: Eukaryota; Fungi; Ascomycota; Dothideomycetes; Pleosporales; Lindgomycetaceae. The transcript is spliced from 9 exons.